Molecule: messenger RNA, 2979 nt
Organism: Megachile rotundata (alfalfa leafcutting bee)
Lineage: Eukaryota; Metazoa; Arthropoda; Insecta; Hymenoptera; Megachilidae
Gene: Pdfr
Product: Pigment-dispersing factor receptor
Biological process (GO): adenylate cyclase-modulating G protein-coupled receptor signaling pathway; cell surface receptor signaling pathway
Cellular component (GO): plasma membrane
Molecular function (GO): G protein-coupled peptide receptor activity
Source: RefSeq, a predicted model, not a curated record
AUACAAGAAAGGAAGUGGACCAAUCAACAGACCCUAACUCCAAGAAGCUACAAUUAAUACGGACAUUUGUGUGACAUUUAAAGAAGUGUAUUUUUUAUAUGUUUAUAUCUUCAACUCUUUGUUAGUUCACAAUGUGAAUUAUACUGCAAUAAGUACAUUAUGAUGAAGUAAUAUGAAGUGAUCAUUUUAAUACAGUUGGUAGAGCAAGAAAUAUUUCACUCAAGGACCAAAUACCAAAGCAAUAAAUCCUUCAAGGAUUCAUAGUUUGAAGUUAGAAAUUCUUGUUGCUAUUCUUGGUAUUUCCCGUGUCAAAUAAAGGAUCAAGAAAAAUAAAACUGAAAACGAUAGGAACUGAAACGUGCCGGAUUUGAUUGUGAAACUGCACUCGGUUGUGCCUUUUCCAAGAAGAAAGGGUGAAGUGGUUUGAGAAAUGAAUAGACAGGAAAAAGGUACAAUGUGUUCACGUCGCGAAAGGAGUCCCUGUUGAUUUGAGAAAAAACAAGGAGAAAAGAUGUAGAGGAAGAAGUGAAAAUGGACAAUUAGAGGAAACAUGGACGCCUCUAAUGCCAUUGGCAAUAGCACUGAGGAUUUCUGCAGCACUAAAUUUAAGAACUUUGUACCUCCAGAAGAUGAACUCUGGUGCAAACCAGUAUGGGACUCGUUGCUGUGCUGGCCACCGACCAAAGCAUCCGCGACGAUCAAGCAGAGAUGCCCGUUCGAGAAUGGAUUCGAUACCACCAAAUUCGUGGAGAAGAAGUGCGGCUACAAUGGUCGGUGGGAGGGUCAGAACGGCACCACCAACGUGGAUUCAUCUCACGGAUGGGCGAAUUACACCACCUGUCUGAUACCGGAAAUGCUGCGGCUGCACGGCAAAGUUUAUACCAACACCGUCGAGGGAAACAUGAAAAUGGACAUAGUUGAGAAAACCCGCACACUGGAGUUUGUUGGCUUAAGCAUUUCUUUGGUAGCGCUACUCGCUUCACUUGCCAUAUUCUGUCGUUUUAGGUCUUUGAGGAAUACUAGGACCAGGAUACAUAAGAACCUCUUUGUAGCCAUGGUUGUACAGGUUCUUAUCAGAUUGACGGUGUACAUAGAUAUUGAAAUUUUAAGGAAGAAGACAUAUGGUAUUCAACGAGGUAUAGGAAACACUCCUGUGCUGUGUGAGACAAGCUAUGCUCUUCUGGAGUAUGCAAAGACCUCCAUGUUCAUGUGGAUGUUCAUAGAGGGUCUAUUUCUGCACAAUAUGGUUACUGUGACGGUGUUCCAAGAAACGUCUUACUAUAGGAUGUACAGAUUCAUCGGCUGGGGAUGUCCUGUUGUGAUGACUUUAGCCUGGGCCAUCAUUACCGCAUUUUACUAUCAUCCAAAGUCCAGAUUUUCCAGAUGCUGGUCAGGGUAUAAUUUGUCUUCCUACUUUUGGAUCCUUGAAGGACCUAGGUUUGCAGUUAUAUUGCUCAAUUUUCUGUUCCUACUGAACAUUGUAAGGGUACUUGUGAUGAAGCUUCGACAGAGCCAUACCAGCGAAAUCGAGCAAGUACUAAAAGCUGUACGAGCAGCAGUGGUGCUUCUACCACUUCUGGGCAUCACCAACGUGCUCUUCAUGAUAGAAGCACCGUUGCAUAACGUGAAGAAAUUUGCACUGUGGUCUUACUCCACUCACUUCCUGCAGUCUUUUCAAGGCCUAUUCAUUGCAACACUCUACUGUUUCCUAAACGGCGAGGUGAGACUCGCUCUGGACAAAACCAUAUCCGUCUAUCUGUCUAUAAGAGGAACCGACCUGCAAGCGAGAAGACAGCUGACCUACAGUGGCUGCCAACCCCAAAGAAUAGUAUCAGAACAGCCGUUUGACCCUGGAGCUCCUCAGGACAUACUGACCAAAAGCUUCAGAAUUUUGGACGGUGAAGAAUUAGGUUGCAAACUAUUAUGAAGAUUGGGGUUCCUGAACCAACCUGUACAUUCAAGAACCUAAUUUUUGUCUGGAGAUUUUGUUGAUAUGAACUAAUUGACUGAUUAAUUAUUACUAAUUUAGAAUGAUAAAAUAAGUAAUAAUUAUUUAAGGUUUCAGAUAAUCCAAGCAAGCAAUGGGUGUAAAUUUAAGAGAAAAAUAUUGAUGUUUUGGAGUGAGAUGAGUUUCUGUGAAAUGUGGAGUUAAUUGGAAAUUUGAAGUGGAAUGGGUGAGUGGAGAGUUUAAUAAUGUUUGGAAUGGGAUUGACUGGGCAAUGUUGUGCGAGAUAAAUUAUUAAAGGAAAAUAAGAGACAGAGAUGUUAAUGUGAUGUUUGACGAAGAAUAGAUAUCUUAAUACAUACAAAUUCUUAGUAAAUGGAAAAUGUAAUAGAAUGUGAACUAGGCUGUGAACCGAUAAAUAAACGUCGGAUAAGUUUCAUAUGGAUUAAUGAAACAGGUUGAUAAAUAAAAAUUUAUAAUCAUUCAGAUUUAAAGUGGACUAACUGUAUAAAUAAAAGAUUGACAAUGAAUGAGAGUCGAAGAAGUUUGUAACAGAACAUUACGUUGAUUAGUAACGAUAAGUUAUAAUGUUUGAAGAAUAAUUUUGUAAAGAAACGUCAACUAUUUUCAAGUAAAAUUACAUUUUUUGUAUGGAAAUGUUUAUAGAUUUAACUGGUGUAACUGCUGUUUAUAUACUUUUAAAAAUCUCUGUAAGUUGUGAAACCUAUUAUGGUACACUUUAAAACUGAUUUAAUAACGUGAAUGAGUUUUACCUAACAAUUUUUCUUCAAACAGAAAAAGUACAAUUUUCAAGAUCUAUGUUCGAAGUGAUUUGAUAUUUUUAUCGUGUGUUCAGAGCGAUCAUAGCUAGCAGCAAAAUUACUACGAUCGAUAACGUAAUCUAUUUGCAUGCCUUUUUGCAAGACAGAAAAUAAUUAGUCGUAAGGUUAGCUAAUUAGCAAAUGCAUCGGUGCUUGAAUAACUUUGUAGCUGUGCGUUGUUUUAAAGAUAUAAAUAAAUAAUCGUGACACCGA